Molecule: messenger RNA, 666 nt
Organism: Botrytis byssoidea
Lineage: Eukaryota; Fungi; Ascomycota; Leotiomycetes; Helotiales; Sclerotiniaceae
Exons: 2
Coding region: 1-666 (221 amino acids)
Source: RefSeq, a predicted model, not a curated record
AUGCACUCUAUCAGCAGUCUCGUUCUCCUCUUGGCUUCGGCCGUUGUAGCUGUUCCAAUCAGCACUGUUCAAGCCCUUGCUUCAAGUAAAUAUACUUGUGCGACACCAUUACUACCUACUACUGGAGCUGCGUCUGCUCUCCCAGUACCAACUGGCACCCUCGCCUAUAUUGCUCUCGGUCGUGGUAUCCAAAAUUAUACCUGCUCCGCCAUUGGUGCUACUCCAGUGGCUCUUGGUGCAGUCGCUAGCCUCUACGAUGCAACCGACUACGCCAAGUGUGCCAGUACCGCAUUGAAUAAUCUCCCAGGGAUCGCUGUCUAUACCAGUCUUCCCUCUACUAGUAGCGCUAGCUUCAUGGGUCUCAAACCUCUGGGCAAGCACUUCUUCGAUGCCAGUGGAACUCCAACAUUCGACCUUUCAUUUGUCAGCAAGAUCUUGUACGCUGCCAAGACUGGUGACAUUUCUCCUCCUAUCAAUUCCAUUCCGGGACCUGCCAAUACCGGUGCGGUUGAUUGGCUAUCCUUAACUGCCAAAUCAACAUACGUAUCCGUUGGUCUCACAACAGUCUACCGCGUCGAAACUGCCGGUGGUAAUUCCAUCAACCCUUGCACAACAGCAGGCGUUCAGAGUGUUCAGUAUGCCGCUCAAUACUGGUUUUACAGUUGA